Messenger RNA from Psylliodes chrysocephalus, 762 nucleotides. NCBI's taxonomy places the organism in Eukaryota, Metazoa, Arthropoda, Insecta, Coleoptera, Chrysomelidae. The record is from the annotation of a GenBank genome assembly.
AUGGCAACUCAAGAUGUUGAUAGCAUUUGGCUAAAUAGAAAAAUCUAUGAAGACGCAGAAAUCACCUACUAUGAAAAUUUGGCAAAAGCAGCUCUAACCCCAUUGGCAGGUGAAGUAGCAAAAGCUCGUCAACGUUUAAUCGAAAGUAGGGACACUUUUACUUCCAACAUAGAAACCAUUGAUACUGGAGCCAUUAAGUUUUUUGAAAAGAAACUAGUUGAAUUUGAAAAAUCUCUAAAUGCCAUUAUCAAACAAUUAAACUCCAUUGAUGUCCGUGUUGCCUCCUUAGAAAAAACAAGCAAUCAGUCAAAACCAGUACAUCAAAUAAGCAUAGCAGGAGCACCUAAAACUUCAGAAGCAAAGAAGGAUGAAGAUGAUGAUGAUGUCGAUCUCUUUGGUUCUGAUUCAGAAGAAGAAAGUGAAGCGGCAAGCAAAUUAAAAGAAGAAAGGCUCAAGGCUUAUGAAGCCAAAAAAUCCAAGAAGCCCACCUUGAUAGCAAAAUCAAACGUAAUUUUGGAUAUAAAACCUUGGGAUGAUGAAACCGAUAUGAAACUUAUGGAAGAAAAUGUAAGAAAAAUCGUAGCCGAUGGUCUACUAUGGGGAGCAUCCAAACUAGUUCCACUAGCCUAUGGUAUCCACAAGUUGCAAAUAUCCUGUGUCGUUGAAGAUGACAAAGUUUCUAUUGAUUGGUUAACUGAAAAACUGGAAGAAAUUGAAGAUUAUGUACAAAGUGUUGAUAUUGCUGCCUUCAAUAAAAUAUAG